UUUCUCUAAGUAAAAGUGGAGGCGGAGGUGAAGAUGUCCACCAGGGUUUCCAAUCACUUCUCACUGAAGUUAACAGGAUGGGCACACAGUACUUGCUUCGAACUGCCAACAGGCUCUUUGGAGAAAAGUCUUAUGCUUUCAACUCAUCUUUCAAAGAUUCCUGCUACAAAUUCUAUCAAGCGGACAUGGAAGAGCUCGACUUCCUCAAGGCUGCAGAGGAGGCCAGGACACACAUAAACUCCUGGGUAGCAAAGAAGACAGAAGGUAAAAUUACAGAGUUGCUUUCUCCAAAUUCAGUUAAUCCAGAUACUCGUCUGGUUCUGGCGAAUGCCAUCUACUUCAAAGGAAACUGGGAUACUCAGUUUAAGAAAGAAUACAGCAAGGAAAGAUCAUUUAAAAUCAGCAAGAAUGAGGAGAAGCCUGUGCAAAUGAUGUUUAAGACAUCUACCUUUAAUAUGACUUACAUAGGAGAAAUAUCCACCAAAAUUCUGGUGCUGCCUUAUGUGGGCAAAGAGUUGAAUAUGAUCAUCCUGCUUCCGGACGAAAACGUCAAUCUGGAAACGGUGGAAAAAAACCCUUACUUAUGAGAAAUUCAUGCAAUGGGCCAGGCCAGACAUGAUGCAUGAACAAGAGGUGGAUGUGUCCCUGCCUAGAUUUAAACUGGAGGAGAAUUACGAC
This is a messenger RNA of Artibeus jamaicensis (Jamaican fruit-eating bat), 678 nucleotides long. RefSeq names its product serpin B6-like. NCBI's taxonomy places the organism in Eukaryota, Metazoa, Chordata, Mammalia, Chiroptera, Phyllostomidae. The transcript has 5 exons. The record is from RefSeq and is a predicted model, not a curated record. The coding region runs from base 78 to 587 and encodes 169 amino acids. Gene Ontology annotation, cellular component: cytoplasm. Gene Ontology annotation, molecular function: serine-type endopeptidase inhibitor activity. Gene Ontology annotation, biological process: negative regulation of endopeptidase activity.